CGAAACAAAGGAUCCGUAAAGGUUUCGAAGCUUCAUGAAGGAGUGUUUCGAAAAAGUGUCCAUCACUACUGUAGAUUUGCAUUAGUCUUAAAAUGGUGCGUUCGUGCAUCUAUCCAGGAUGCUUCAGAAAACAUAAAGUCUUAAGAUUACGAGAGCCGUCUUCAACGGGAGAUGGAAGAUUAACAUUUCACCAGUUCCCUGUAAAUGAUCCUGAGCGACUGAAGCUGUGGCUGCUCGCGGUUCGCUGGGAUGUAAAAACACCCAUGGAGAAAAUCGAGAGAUCCAGGCUGUGCAGUGAACAUUUCUCCUCCGAAGAUUACGAGACGGAGAAGGGGAAGCCAAGACGACUUCUGAAACCCUCAGCUGUGCCUGUGCUGUUUCAGCCAAACCAGGCGUGGAAUAUGGUAAAAGGGUCAUUUGGAUUCAAACAAUCAGGAAAUACUCCUGUUGAAACAUCAACUUCUUCAGGGAACAAUACUGAAGAGAUGGAGUUUAUUAGAGAAGAGAAUGAAGAUAUGAGUGAUCCACAAUCAUGCAAAAUAAAAAAUGAAGAUACUGAGGAACAAAGAGAGGUGAUAGAAGUGAAAGUGGAAGGUCAAGAACUGAAUGAUGUUGAGGAGAAACAUCAGUAUCAUAGACCUCACAGUUUCAAACCUGGACUGAUGGGAAAGUAUUUGUCACAAACAAGAAAACCCAAAAAUUAUUUUACCUGCCCUCAAUGUGGAAAGAGUUUCACACAAAAAAGUCACCUUAUAGCUCACAUAAGAAUUCACACUGGAGAGAAGCCGUUUACCUGCCAGCAUUGUGGAAAGAGUUUCACACAAAAAGGAAACCUUAAGGAUCACGAGCGAAUUCACACUGGAGAGAAGCCUUUCACAUGCCAUCAGUGUGGAAUGAGUUUCACACAUAAAAGAAGCCUUAAUGACCACAUAGGAAUUCACACUGGAGAGAGUCCCUUCAUAUGCUCUCAGUGUGGAAAUACUUUCACACAUAAAGGUGACCUUAAGCGACACAGAAGAAUUCAUACUGGAGAGAGGCCUUUCAGUUGUCACCAGUGUCGAAAGAGUUUCACUCGUAAAGAACAUCUUAAAACACACACAAGGAUUCACACCAAAGAGAAUCCUUACGUAUGUUCUCAGUGUGGAAAGAGUUACAGACAUCUAAGUAACGUUAGAAGACAUAUGACAAUUCAUUCAGAAAUUACAUUACACUAAUCACAGUGUACUAUAAUAACAGACUGUAUUAAAACUUUUAUUAGCAUUUAUUAUUGUUCUGCCAUUUGACAAAAUAUAUAAAAAUAUAUAUUUUGAAAAAUUCUUUUGUCACCUGGUAUUUUUAUAUGUGGUCUAUUCUAAAGCAUUUCAAUUGAAACGGUUUGAUGUACUGGUACAGUUUGUAUAUUGUGUAUUAUACCACUGUGCUGUUGAGUGCUUGAUUCUGAUUGGUUGACAAACGUUCUAAGGUGUGCAAUUAUUUUCAGGAAAACGCACGGCUUAAAUGGUUUUAGCUGGUCUCGACCGCAUAACAGUUCCAUAUCACUUUGCCAAAUGAUUUCAGUUAUUUCAAAGGUCUUUACAGCAAACAGAACCUAAACCCACAAUGAUGCUAACCGAGCAAAUAAAUAAACUCUGGGCCGUUGAAUUAUUAGACAAAUAAUGCGCUUGGUUUCGUAUUACCACCUCGUAGGGGUUUCAUCAACUAGUAGUCGACUAGUCGACUGUCACAACCACUAGUUGGCGCUGUUGGCCUUAGUCGACU
This is a messenger RNA of Pimephales promelas (fathead minnow), 1758 nucleotides long. RefSeq lists its product as uncharacterized. Gene Ontology annotation, biological process: regulation of gene expression. Gene Ontology annotation, cellular component: nucleus. NCBI's taxonomy places the organism in Eukaryota, Metazoa, Chordata, Actinopteri, Cypriniformes, Leuciscidae. The record is from RefSeq and is a predicted model, not a curated record.